This is a messenger RNA of Magnolia sinica, 1685 nucleotides long. RefSeq lists its product as uncharacterized. The transcript has 15 exons. The record is from RefSeq and is a predicted model, not a curated record. NCBI's taxonomy places the organism in Eukaryota, Viridiplantae, Streptophyta, Magnoliopsida, Magnoliales, Magnoliaceae. Gene Ontology annotation, biological process: mitotic cell cycle checkpoint signaling; protein ubiquitination; ubiquitin-dependent protein catabolic process. Gene Ontology annotation, molecular function: metal ion binding; ubiquitin-protein transferase activity. Gene Ontology annotation, cellular component: nucleus. Bases 166 to 1554 code for a protein of 462 amino acids.
ACUGAACACGGCACGCAACCUUCUCCAUCAAGCCUAACAUAUUCAUGUAAAGCCCUUCCCUCCUUUCAUGUCUCUCUGAAAUUCAAUCAAGAAAUAAAAAAGAAAAAGAAAAGAAAUAAUCUUCUCCCUCUUCGCUUCUCUUCUCUUCUCUUCUCUUCGUAAGCCAUGACAACUGGAGAAUCUUCUGGAACCAAAUCUGACCAAGAAAUCUGGGCAAAACUCGUUCCAUCUGACUCAAGAUAUUCAGAUGUUGAGAUGAGGUCAAAUGAGAUGCUAAUAUCUUCUGAAAUCACAAGCUCUUCACUUGAGAAGCAUACAUGGUGCAAAAUAUCACGGACUCAGGACACAAAUUCAGCUAUUGUUCAUAACAUGAGUUCAAAUACAAUAAUGGUUGAUGAACUUGUUCUUGGGAAAGAAGAAUCUACAGCCAUCAAGUGUGGAAGUGAAAUUAUUCCAGGGCCAGAUCAAAAAGGGUACUUGAGUUUUAGUUUCAAAGUAUUGCCUACUCUGAAACAAUGCAAGAAUCAUGUCAAGAUAUCUUUAGAUGCUGAGCAUGCAAAAUGCAGCAUCUGCUUGAACAUAUGGCACGAUGUUGUAACUGUCGCCCCUUGUCUCCACAACUUCUGCAAUGGGUGCUUUUCAGAGUGGUUAAGAAGGUCACAAAAGCAACAAAAAGGUGUUCUCUGUCCUCAAUGUCGAGCAAUUGUACAUUCUGUGGGAAGAAACCAUUUUUUGCAUAACAUUGAAGAGGUUAUACUUCAAAGCAUUCCUUCACUAAUGCGUUCCAAUGAAGAACUGGCACUUCUAGACAAAUAUGCUUCAAUUAAAUCAAAUCUUGUCAUAGGGUCUGGAAAGAAAAUCCCUCGAAAGAGGCCGUUCUCACCAUCAAUUGAUGAUAGCCUUGGGAUGGAGAGUGUGUGCCCUCAAUGUGGCACAGAACUUGGUGGAUUCAAAUGCAACCAGACCACUUCCCAUCUCCAAUGUCAAGCAUGUUGGGGAAUGAUGCCGUCUAGACCUACUAUUGGUGUACCCCAAAAUUGUUUAGGAUGUGAUAGAGUAUUUUGUGGGGCUUAUUGGCAGGCUCAAGGUGUGGUUGCUAAUGAUUUUAACAUCAUUUGCAAUCGCGAGACAUUCCAACCGAUCUCUGAACGUACUAUCUCAAUAAUUCCUAGUUGUACUCACCAAAAUAAUCGGCAUGAGCAAGAUAUCACUGAAAGAUGCAUACAACAAAUGGGAAAUUCAUUGCAAGAUGUUAUCACAGAUUGGAUUGUAAAGUUGAACAACAGAGAAAUUGACCGUACAAGGAUGCCAAUUAAUCAUGCAGAUAUGAUAAAUGCUGGGACACACCUUUGCAUGGGUUGUUAUGAAAAGUUAGUUGGUUUUCUGUUGUACUGGUUUCGGAUUUCCAUACCUAAACAUCUUCUUCCACCUGAUGCAUCUAAAAGGGAAGACUGCUGGUACGGUUAUGCAUGUCGGACGCAGCAUCACAAUGAUGAACAUGCUCAGAAAAGAAACCAUGUGUGUCGCCCAACGAGAGGCAAUCCUGGUACAUAAUUUAUUUUUUUCCUUUUUUAAACAGAACCUCAGAAUUCUGUGGCCUAUAGUCUUUCUAUCUUAUCUCAUGAAACUGUUUAAGGGUUUUAAAAUAUAUUGUGACACUUUUUAUUUGAAAGGAUAAUAUUUGA